AUGGCCGACAUCACCGCCGUCGGUGAAGAGAACCCUUCUCCCACUCAGGACGACCUGCAGCAGGCCGCCGGUAACGGCGCCGCUGACAACCGCGGCACCAAACGCUCUCGCAUGAGCGCUGCCGACGACGACGAUGACGAUGAUGACAAGCCGGGUCGCGAGCGGAGAAAGAUUGAAAUCAAGUUCAUUCAGGAUAAGUCGCGUCGCCAUAUCACCUUCUCCAAGCGGAAGGCGGGUAUCAUGAAGAAGGCAUAUGAACUUUCCGUCCUCACUGGUACUCAAGUACUGCUUUUGGUCGUGUCUGAGACCGGUCUCGUGUAUACUUUCACCACCCCUAAGCUCCAACCAUUGGUGACCAAGCCGGAGGGCAAGAACCUGAUUCAGGCCUGUCUCAACGCUCCCGAUCCGACCGCCAAUGAGAACGGCGUCGACGCCCCGGAGGUGCCUGCUGAGACUCCCGAAGAUGUCAGCCACGCCAAUGUCAACCCUCAGCAGCAGAACAUGCCCCGCCCUGCAGGCAUGCACCCCGGUUACAUGACGAACGAGCAGCAGCAGCAGAUGGCCUACUAUCAGAACCUCCAGCAGCAGCAGCAAGCAGGUCAACAAUAUCCCGGUAUGCCUGUAGGCAACCGGAUGCCCCCUCAGCAUCAGCCUACCGCAUAA
Messenger RNA from Aspergillus aculeatus ATCC 16872, 663 nucleotides. RefSeq names its product MADS-box domain-containing protein. Gene Ontology annotation, biological process: positive regulation of transcription by RNA polymerase II. The record is from RefSeq and is a predicted model, not a curated record. Bases 1 to 663 code for a protein of 220 amino acids. Gene Ontology annotation, molecular function: DNA-binding transcription factor activity, RNA polymerase II-specific; RNA polymerase II cis-regulatory region sequence-specific DNA binding; protein dimerization activity. The transcript is spliced from 3 exons. NCBI's taxonomy places the organism in Eukaryota, Fungi, Ascomycota, Eurotiomycetes, Eurotiales, Aspergillaceae.